AUGGAGCGUUUCAAAGUCAUGAAGGCGUCCGGGUCGAAACACAGUCUGAACAAGUAUUACGGGGCCACUGACGAAGACGUGGAGAAUACCGCGGGACUGUUGGAGAUGACGAGCGUGUCGGGAGGUUCGCAGAUCGACGAGAACGUUUCAGGUAUAAUAUUACAUACAUGUACAUUUACCUUGUCGCGUUAACGAAAACCGCCAUACUCGGAUAACGCGCGUUUGAUGGCUCGGUCGGUUAAAGUGGCGAAAACUCCGUCCCCCCAGGGAUUGUCGUCCCGGUGAAGAAAAUUUCGUCACUCGCCGCCUAAAAUCGUUUGAAACGCGUCACUGUGAUGGGCUGGAGACUGCAUUGACUGUGACAAUGAAUUCGCCACAUUCGCAAGACGGGUCGAACUCGAGACGCUUUCGAAGACUGUAUUUCAAUACAAAGGGUAUUUGUAAUCGAGAAGGGCUGUAGUUCACGUUAUCACUAUCUGGACCGGGUUACGGCCGUAAUACGAUCGGGAGGGAAGGUGGAUAAUAUACUCUUAGGGUUCUUAGGGUUUUUUUUUUUUUUUUUUGAGUAAACAUUUUUCGUGUUGACCGCGAUAAUCAUGUUAUAUCAGUGUACCGUUACGAGAUGCUCGUAAUUCAUAAAAAAAAAAAAAAAGAAUCUGAGGACGAAUUUAUGAAUAUUUUGGUAAGUCCGUCAAAUAAAGUCCCGCAGGGUGAAACGUCCGGAUCUUUUAAUGCACCAGAUAAAAAGAAAUUCUGAACUUUUUUACUAGGUAACCGAAAACAUAAAAAAAAAAAAAGGAAAAAGUCGAGGUCUCCUUUAUCUCGUGAACCGGGGCCAAUGUAUCCCUAACGCUCCCCUUAAUCCAGCCCCUAUCAUUAUAGUCUCUCGUAGUUUCACGGUGUUUUGCGUGUGACAUAGAUUCCCCCGUUACGUUUUACCCGAUAAUUGUUACCGAGGACAAUAACAGAAUCAAUAUCAUACAAUAUCUUUAGGGGUGUUUUUAUUUUUGUUUAUCGUAAAUACAAUAUAAUAUAUAUGUUACGGCUAUUGUUGAAAAUCGAAUAAUGUUUUCUUUUCGUUCAGCAGGACCGAUUUUAUGCAUUUAAUUGUGAUUAUUAGAGCGAUUUGGCCAAUUACAGAAUGUAAAGAUGAGAGCGAUUUGUGUGUUUGUACGUCGGCGUUUUGCUGAUGUUAUAAUUUUUAAGCGAGAUACAAAUCGUCACUAAAACCAAAUCACAGAGAUCGUUUUAAUGUUUAAAUAUGAUAGUUGACCGAUUCGCUGUGAUAUUCAAAAAUAACGACACGAAAUAAUCGGACGAAAAAUCGACAUUAUCAAACGUUCAACGUAAAUGUUGUGAAAUCGGUUGAUGUUUCUAUAUUUAUAAGUUUUUUUUUUUUUUUUAUAUAAACGAAAACCUGUUAGUUUUAACAUCAGUGUGUAUUUGUCUAUUAUUGAACUCAAAGAUUAGAACAUUGUCUACGUUAUGUGUACGUUAGUUUCUUAUGAUAUUUUAGUUUUCAAAAAAAAAAAAACCAACGUAUAAACGAACAAAAACGAUCCCUUUUUACAUUUAAGUUUGAUAAUAGGCCAAAUAUACUUUAAUAUAAAAGUUGACGGCACUAAUUAGGUUAAUAUGUAAGCGUAACGGCAUUGACCGAUCUCCCGACGUUUACCGCCAAAAAAUAUAAUACAUCUGUGGAUUGGUGCAAGAAGGGCCGACGUCUCGUCUCAAUUUGCGAUUGGCUGGAAAAUGGGCUUUGGAAACGUUAAAACUCCAUAAAGACUGGUGUAUUUUCUUCGGGUACGUACAUUGUUGUGUGAUGUUCAACGUUUUCACCAAGACUUAAACGAUUUUCGUGUAGAAAUUGACAAACCGCGUACAUUUUUUCAUUUGCUAUUCUGACGGACUUUUUCACAAAGCCGACACCGGCCGUUUCCGCACCGAGCCACAGCGGGUCACACACGGCGGCGCGUCACACGCGGCGAGUGUUACGCGAACAGCCGCCGUCGUCGGGGCCGGUCGGCGUGUUUGUAAGCGCCGCGACGGCGGCGGCCCCGUGUAA
Messenger RNA from Cinara cedri, 2065 nucleotides. The record is from the annotation of a GenBank genome assembly. Lineage: Eukaryota; Metazoa; Arthropoda; Insecta; Hemiptera; Aphididae.